Messenger RNA from Papilio polytes (common Mormon), 1928 nucleotides. RefSeq names its product ADAM 17-like protease. The coding region runs from base 206 to 1828 and encodes 540 amino acids. Gene Ontology annotation, cellular component: plasma membrane. The record is from RefSeq and is a predicted model, not a curated record. Gene Ontology annotation, biological process: membrane protein ectodomain proteolysis; Notch signaling pathway. Gene Ontology annotation, molecular function: metalloendopeptidase activity. NCBI's taxonomy places the organism in Eukaryota, Metazoa, Arthropoda, Insecta, Lepidoptera, Papilionidae. The transcript is spliced from 11 exons.
AAAGAUUUUCGCAGAAUUUCUCUAUUUUUCAUAGAUUUUGUCUAAUUAUUUUAAAGAAUAUGAUGUAAACCACGAAAGUAAAGUCUUACUUGUAAAUUAAUUGGAUAAGAAUGUUUCAAUGUGUUUUAAUUUAUUUAAGAGAAAGGAACUUUAAGUCAUAAGUACAAAGAUUAUUCAGAAUAUUUACGUAUACAAUACUUUUUUUAUGAACAGCACAAUAAAAAUGAAGUAUACAAGUGUUUCGGGCAUUUUUUGCAUUGUUAUCACACAUUACAUUUGCGCUACAUUAUGCUCCCUGUCAAACAAUCUUAAAUAUUAUGAAACCCUUCAUGCAUCAAGUUUCAAUCAUCAUAUAGUGAAAAGAGGUGCAAAACAAUCUAAGCAUCCAUUCAAUACAAUCAAAGAGAUGCACUUUAGAACACUGGGCAAAGACUUCAGAUUAAUCUUAUAUCCUCACAGUACUGUGUUACAUUCAAACUUCAAAGCAUAUGCAGUUGAUGGUGAAGGAAAGAAAACUGUUGUUCAUGUUGAUCGAGACAACUUUUAUACCGGCAGAGUGUUUGGUGAAAAAUUAUCAGAUGUCAAGUUACACAUACAUGAUGGUGUUGUUACCGGAGUGAUACACACACCAGAUGAGACAUAUCAUAUUGAGCCGUCAUGGAGGCAUUUACCUGACCAGGAAGAUGGGACAAUGAUUACUUACCGCUCCUCUGAUAUACAAUUCAGUUGGACUCACAACGGUAGUAGACCUCGGGUUUGCGGUUAUGUUAAGGAAGGACAGGAACUUGAAGAGGAAGAUGGGGAAGAUUACAAUUAUGAUCUUGAAAAUAAACACGAGUUAGGUGAAAAGAAUAAAUAUUUGAAGAAAUCUCAACGAACGGAACAUAAAACUUAUGAAGAUGGUAACAAGAGAGUGAAACGACAGAGUGACUACGAGUACACACCGACUAAAACAAGAUGUCCCCUACUGUUAGUAGCGGAUUAUAGAUUCUUCCAAGAAAUGGGAGCUAGCAAUACUAAGACUACAAUCAGUUAUUUGAUAAGUUUAAUAGAUCGUGUUCAUAAAAUAUACAAUGAUACGGUCUGGCAAGAUAGACAGGAUAUGGAUGGUUUUAAAGGCAUGGGUUUUGUUAUAAAGAAGAUUCUGGUCCACUCGGAGCCGACGCGCGUGCGCGGGGGCGAGGCGCACUACAACAUGGUGCGAGAGAAGUGGGAUGUUAGGAAUUUACUUGAGGUGUUCAGUCGCGAGUACUCGCACAAGGACUUCUGUUUAGCGCAUUUGUUCACUGAUCUGAAGUUCGAGGGCGGCAUCCUCGGCCUCGCGUACGUGGGCUCCCCGCGCAGGAACUCCGUCGGAGGCAUCUGCACACCCGAAUACUUCAAGAACGGGUACACGUUGUACCUGAACUCGGGUCUGAGUUCGUCCCGCAACCACUACGGGCAGCGAGUGAUCACUCGCGAGGCGGACCUGGUGACGGCGCACGAGUUCGGCCACAACUGGGGCUCGGAGCACGACCCCGACGUGGUGGAGUGCUCGCCCACGGCCAGCCAGGGCGGCUCCUUCCUCAUGUACACCUACAGCGUCAGCGGCUACGACGUCAACAACAAGAGGUUCUCUCCGUGCAGCCUGCGCUCCAUCAGGAAGGUGCUGCAGGCCAAGUCCGGCCGCUGCUUCUCCGAGCCCGAAGAGAGCUUCUGCGGCAACCUGCGCGUUGAAGGCGGCGAGGAGUGCGACGCUGGACUGCUCGGUACGGAAGACAACGAUAUGUGCUGCGACAAGAAUUGUAAACUUCGCAAGAAUCAAGGAGCUGUUUGCAGGUAUGUUUAAUUUGGUAAGAUUUUUAUAUUUACCCUACAAAGUGAGGAUAAUUUGCAUAUUUCAUUUCUUAACCUUUUUCGAAGUUAUCAAGUAUUCUUCUAUUAGACGA